AUGGAAGAAAAUGGAACGUGUCAUGAUUUGAAGGAUUUAUUCCAAUCUAUUAAUCCAAAUCAAAUUGAAUGGACAACUUAUCCCAUUAUACGUUUUUUAAUUACGUUUACUUAUGCUGCUUUAAUGAUAAUAGGAAUAUUUGGUAAUGGUGGUGUGAUAACUAUUGUCUUAAAAAAUAAAAGACUUCGAAAUGCACGAAAUAUAUUUUUAAUGAAUCUUAUGGUAACAGAUUUAAUAUUGUGUUGUUUUGGAAUUCCAUUAACUUAUAUUUAUGCAAGAGAAAAAAAAUGGACAUUAGGAUUAAUAAUGUGUAGAUUAACACCACUAGGAUCAAAUUGUGCAGUAUUUGUUAGCAGUUGGUCUUUAUGUGCUAUAGCAUUAGAUAAAUUUAUACAUAUAGUAAAUCCAAUCAGACAACCAGUAUCAAUAAAACAAGCAACUGUUAUUACUGUUUUAAUAUGGAUAUUAUCUAUAUUAGCCAAUAUACCGCCAAUUGUAAAUUCUGAUCUCAAAUCGGGGGAGGCUUUCACAAGUUCUUUUGAGGAUAAUAAACCACUUUGUGGAGUAUUUUGUGAAGAAACAUGGCAAGAUGAAUCAACAAGACAAACAUAUGGUCUAAUAGCAUUAAUAUUUCAAUUCAUAGUGCCUAUGGGUAUAAUUACAUAUUGUUAUUGGAGAAUUCUUCAUAAAGUAGCUAAAGAUUCUAUAAUACAUAAUGUUCAAUUUUCAAAUUCAUUAACAGCUUCACAAAGGAGUGCAGCAGUUAAUCGAAAGAGACGAGUAAAUUAUAUUUUAAUUGCCAUGGUUUUAGCAUUUAUUUUAUGUUGGUUUCCAUUGACGCUUUAUAAUAUUACAAAAGAUUUCAACAUUGCUGUCCCACAUCUUCAUUCACAACCAUACUUUUAUGGUGUUGUUUUUCAUAGUAUUGCAAUGUCAACUGUCGUCUUAAAUCCUAUAUUAUUUUGGCUUACUUUAAAACAACGAUCAAGAUUUAGAGAUUUAAUUCCGGCAUCUGAAGUAAUCUCAACAAUUGCUAAUGGUGUUCAAAAUAUAAGAGCAACAUUUUCAAAAAGAAGUGUAACGAAAACUAUAGAUAAAACAAAAACUUUAAGUUUAACAUCAGAUAUUGUAUCAAUGAGAAAUUCAUCUACAUUCACCUCUGACAAUAACAGUGGAUCACUAAGAAAACAUAGUCAGAGCAGGUUUAAAUUACGGCAAAAUAAUGAUUAUCGGCUCCAUAAUUCAUUUAGAAAUUCUCAAAAACCAUUAGUAAGUAUGCAAGAUGAUAACCAGAAUGAUAUUAGAAUUGUUAAAAUUAGUCAUUUUAAAAGAAUGCAUUCUAAUGCAGUUUAA
Strongyloides ratti is the source of this 1353-nucleotide messenger RNA. Its product is annotated as Prolactin-releasing peptide receptor. Gene Ontology annotation, cellular component: plasma membrane; neuron projection. The record is from RefSeq and is a predicted model, not a curated record. Lineage: Eukaryota; Metazoa; Nematoda; Chromadorea; Rhabditida; Strongyloididae. The transcript is spliced from 4 exons. Gene Ontology annotation, molecular function: neuropeptide binding; neuropeptide receptor activity. The coding region runs from base 1 to 1353 and encodes 450 amino acids. Gene Ontology annotation, biological process: G protein-coupled receptor signaling pathway.